Molecule: messenger RNA, 2994 nt
Organism: Mesocricetus auratus (golden hamster)
Lineage: Eukaryota; Metazoa; Chordata; Mammalia; Rodentia; Cricetidae
Gene: Rarb
Product: retinoic acid receptor beta
Exons: 8
Coding region: 578-1786 (402 amino acids)
Biological process (GO): retinoic acid receptor signaling pathway; regulation of transcription by RNA polymerase II; cellular response to corticotropin-releasing hormone stimulus
Cellular component (GO): nucleus; transcription regulator complex
Molecular function (GO): nuclear receptor activity; RNA polymerase II cis-regulatory region sequence-specific DNA binding; nuclear glucocorticoid receptor binding
Source: RefSeq, a predicted model, not a curated record
AAUCCUGGGAGUUGGUGAUGUCAGACUGGUUGGGUCAUUUGAAGGUUAGCAGCCCGGGAAGGGUUCACCGAAAGUUCACUCGCAUAUAUUAGGCAAUUCAAUCUUUCAUUCCGUGUGACAGAAGUGGUAGGAAGUGAGCUGCUCGGAGGCAGGAGGGUCUAUUCUUUGCCAAAGGGGGGGACCAGAGUUCCCCUGCGCCGCGACCGCAGGACUGGGAUGCCGAGGACGCGAGCCACCCGGGCAGGGCGAAUCUGGGCACCGGCGGGGUAGGACCCGCGCGCUCCCGGAGGCCUGCGCGGGCGUCGCCUGGAAGGGAGAACUUGGGAUCGGUGCGGGAACCCCCCGCCCCGGCUGGAUCGGCCGAGCGAGCCUGGAAAAUGGUAAAUGAUCAUUUGGAUCAAUUACAGGCUUUUAGCUGGCUUGUCUGUCAUAAUUCAUGAUUCGGGGCUGGGAAAAAGACCAACAGCCUACGUGCCAAAAAAGGGGCAGAGUUUGAUGGAGUUCGUGGACUUUUCUGUGCCGCUCGCCUCCACACCUAGAGGAUAAGCACUUUUGCAGAGCGCGGUGCGGAGAGAUCAUGUUUGACUGUAUGGAUGUUCUGUCAGUGAGUCCCGGGCAGAUCCUGGAUUUCUACACCGCGAGCCCGUCCUCCUGCAUGCUGCAGGAAAAGGCUCUCAAAGCCUGCCUCAGUGGAUUCACCCAGGCCGAAUGGCAGCACCGGCACACUGCUCAAUCAAUUGAGACACAGAGUACCAGUUCUGAAGAGCUUGUCCCAAGCCCACCAUCUCCGCUUCCUCCUCCUCGGGUGUACAAGCCCUGCUUCGUCUGCCAGGACAAGUCAUCAGGGUACCACUAUGGCGUCAGUGCCUGUGAGGGCUGCAAGGGCUUUUUCCGCCGAAGUAUUCAGAAGAACAUGAUCUACACUUGCCACCGAGAUAAGAACUGUGUUAUUAACAAAGUCACCAGGAAUCGAUGUCAGUACUGCCGCCUGCAGAAGUGCUUUGAAGUGGGAAUGUCCAAAGAGUCCGUCAGGAAUGACAGAAACAAGAAGAAGAAGGAGCCUUCGAAGCAGGAAUGCACAGAGAGCUAUGAGAUGACAGCAGAGCUGGAUGACCUCACAGAGAAGAUCCGCAAAGCCCACCAAGAAACCUUCCCCUCACUCUGCCAGCUGGGCAAAUAUACCACGAAUUCCAGUGCUGACCAUCGGGUCCGACUGGACUUGGGACUCUGGGACAAAUUCAGCGAGCUAGCCACCAAGUGCAUUAUUAAGAUCGUGGAGUUCGCCAAGCGUCUGCCGGGCUUCACCAGCCUGACCAUCGCAGACCAGAUCACCCUGCUCAAGGCUGCCUGCUUGGACAUUUUGCUCCUGCCUUUGGAAAUGGACGACACAGAAACAGGCCUUCUAAGUGCCAUCUGCUUAAUCUGUGGAGACCGCCAGGACCUUGAGGAACCAACAAAAGUAGACAAGCUCCAAGAGCCUCUGCUGGAAGCACUGAAGAUUUACAUUAGAAAACGUCGGCCCAGCAAGCCCCACAUGUUUCCAAAGAUCUUAAUGAAAAUUACGGAUCUCCGCAGCAUCAGCGCUAAAGGUGCAGAACGUGUAAUUACCUUGAAAAUGGAAAUUCCUGGAUCAAUGCCACCUCUCAUUCAGGAAAUGCUGGAGAAUUCUGAAGGACAUGAACCCUUGACCCCAAGUUCAAGUGGGAACACAGCAGAGCACAGUCCCAGUGUCUCACCCAGCUCAGUGGAGAACAGUGGAGUCAGUCAGUCACCGCUGCUACAGUGAGACCCUUGCAGCUACUGCAGACAUUCCCAGGACGUUCAGUUCCCAAGUGAAAAUGCAAGGAAAACAUUUUUACUGCUGCUUAGUUUUUGGACUGAAAUACGCUAAACUCAAAAAGGACCAAGAAGUUUUCAUAUGUAUCAAUAUAUAUUCCUUACUGUGUAACUUGCCUAGAAAUACAAACUUUUCAAAUUCUGAAAUUUCAGCAUUUCAUGCCACCAGAAACUAGUUAAGAGCUUCUAUUUUCCUCUCUGAACAGUCAAGAUGCAUGGCAAAGACCCAGUUGAGAUGAUUUAGCCCUGGUUAAGUUUCUGAAGACUUUGUACAUACAGAAGUAUGGCUCUGUUCUUUCUAUCCUGUAUGUUGGUGCUUUCUUUUGUCUUGCAUACUCAAUAACCAAGACACCAAGGUUAUGGAGCAGACUACUGUACAUCUUGCUUUCAUGAAUAACAAGGCUUCACGGUAAGGAACCAGGACCUUUGUACAGUACAGGAUAAGACUAAAGACGCUCUGGUUUAAGUAAUGUGGAAAUUUCUCCUUGCUUUUUGAUACUCUCAAGCUGCAUCCUUUCUUUUGUGUUGCCCAGAUAGAGUAUACCACUUCACUGCACUAGCAGAAGAGAAUUCUGUAUCAAUGUAACUGCCAGUUCAGUUAAUCAAAUGUCAUUUGUUCAAUUGUUAAUGUCACUUUAAAUUGAAAGUGGUGUAUUCCUUAAUGAUACAACUACCGAAUGAAAAAAAGAUGCAUUUUUACAGUCAUGAUAGCCUCCAAGGCAAAAACACUGUCCAGUGUUAGUAAGUUUGUUUACCUGUUCACAAGCCAUUGGAGAGAUAUCACAGGAUAAUCAGCAGGCUAGUCUGCCUGGACUCUAGUAGUCCAGUGUCCUUCCUGACUCACGCCUGAUCCUGGGAUUUCCCCCAGUCUUGAUGCUUGAAGGUAUGGGCAAGUGGCCUCCUCUGGCCUUGUUCAAUCACUAUGACGCAGAGUGAUAGCUGUGGUAGAGUGGUUGACAGACUCAAGUGUCAGGUUCUGAGUUCUCAUGUAAGCACUAGUGGAAUUUUUUGUUUUUGAUAUAUUAGCAAAAGUCUGUGAUGUACCUUCACUGGCUCUGUUUGUACAUUGAGAUGGUUUAACAGUGCUUUCUAUGUUCAUAUACUGUUUACCUUUUUCCAUGGAGUCUCCUGGCAAAGAAUAAAUAUAUUUAUUUUAAA